GGGAGAGGCGAGAGCUGCUCUCCCGGAGGAAGCAAGCGGAUAAGAGGGAACGGCCACGGGACGAUAGCGCUGCAGCGUGGGUGCGGAGCCCCUUCUCUCCGUCCGAGAAAGCUGCAGCAGCGGAGGAAGCAAAAUGAUGGUCCAACACUCAGGCCAGGUGUCUGCAUUAGAAGUCAGUGCCUCCGCAAUUGUUCCCACUUUGUCCCCUGCAGGGUCACUGGGGUUUGAUGAUUUUGCAAAUCUAACCCCACUGGUGAAAGAAGAACUGAGGUUUGCCAUUCAGAAUAAGCGUCAGUUCCACAGGAUGUCUUCUACACUGGACACCGUGACAGUUUCUGAAAGGCCACUGGAAACAUCAAUCAUGAAAACAGAGUUUUCUCCUGAAGAGGAUGAAAGGAAAAAGCGAAGAAGGGAAAGGAAUAAAAUUGCUGCUGCGAAGUGCCGCAACAAAAAGAAGGAAAAAACAGAAUGUUUGCAGAAAGAAUCCGAAAAGCUGGAAACUAUCAAUGCAGAAUUAAAAGCCCAGAUUGAAGAGCUAAAGAAUGAGAAGCAGCAUUUGAUAUACAUGCUAAAUCUUCACAGGCCCACUUGUAUAGUUCGGGCACAGAACGGAAGGACACCUGAAGAUGAAAGGAAUCUUUUUAUUCAACAGAUCAAAGAAGGAACAUUACAAGGUUAGGUGUUUUGUGGAGAUAUUUAUAGCAUUUUUAACAACUACCAGAAUCCAUGGAGGAUAUGACAUAAUGUGUAAGAUUCUAUUAGUCAAGAUCCUUUAGGAAGGGCAGAUUGCUUUCUUACGUGGAAAGAAUCAUUUUGGCUUGACAGCGAUUCUCCCCCUUGGAAGAUCUGGUCUCAGCUAAAUUGAAGAGUCUUCUGCCUCAAAUAUAGGUUUUGCACCUGUCAUACUUGCUGUUCCUAGGAGCUAUAGACAACGGCUUCAGAAGUUUUAGCUCUGCUAGUAUUACAGUAUCUGCACUCACAAUGUUUGUGCUAGAACACUAUGACUUCCAAUGCACAUGGUACAGACAGCUGUGCUGGAUGGACAUUACUUUUCCUGUUUGCUGGUAGGAAAAGCAGACUGAGAGUAUUUUUGAAGUUUCAAAGUUUCCAGGAUGAUUUCUGGCAGAACGCACUGAUGUGUAAUGUUGCAUUCUAACCUAACACGCAUACACACAAAAAGCCUUUAGUUUCAACCAAGCUUUGUUAUUCUUUUCACAACACUUGUGUGGUUUUUUUCUAUGACUCAUCUCAGAGACUAAAUUUGAAGAGCCUAGCAGGUGUAACAAAGAAAUGUCUCUUGCAAAACGGCCAUGUAGCCAAGUUUGUAUUUCAUGAGCUUGAACCCCACCUACUACCAUCUGGGGACUACGAUUCCUCCUUGAAUUGCUGAAGAGCAGCUCAUACCACCAUGUGGUGACUUGGUGCAUUAGACCCACUGGAAAGAAACUAUCUUUGGAGAGAGAUCAGUACAGGUUUUGCCGAAGUAAAGAUCUGCAGAACUGAAUACCAGGCUCAUGAGUCAUGAAAAGUUUUGUUUGUUUGCCUUUUGUUGUUGUUGAGUUGGGGUUUUGGUUUUUGUUUGUUUGUUUGUUUUAAUCUAGAAUCUCAUCCUACAAACCUUAAUUCAUGCUUUUAACUCUCACUCACAGAAGAGGUUUCAUGGAUUUCAGUGGGUCUACUUAUGCAGACAGCUCUUACAGGCAUAGAGCUUGACAUCUUUUUCCAUGCUGAUCAGGAAUACUUUCUUUUUGCAUGAUUAUUCAGAGAGAAAAGUUAUGAUUGCAGCUACUUUUAUUUUACAUUUGAGUGGCAACUGCAGUCAAUUAAAAGUGUUACUUAGAGUCUAAAGGAGGCAAGAGUUUCAAUGAAGUGAAUAAUGGGUUUUAUUUUUUAUUAAAUACUAACCUCAGAUUUUUUUUUUUUUUAACUGAUAGAAGAGCUGCUGGGCAAAACAGUUGAUGCUAGGCGUGUUUAAAUUCUGAUGUUUCUGUGAAAUCCUCAGAUUGAUUAAUCCUAUAAAAUAUAUCCUUGCUUU
Molecule: messenger RNA, 2035 nt
Organism: Pogoniulus pusillus (Red-fronted tinkerbird)
Lineage: Eukaryota; Metazoa; Chordata; Aves; Piciformes; Lybiidae
Gene: ATF3
Product: activating transcription factor 3
Exons: 4
Coding region: 134-679 (181 amino acids)
Biological process (GO): regulation of transcription by RNA polymerase II
Cellular component (GO): nucleus
Molecular function (GO): DNA-binding transcription factor activity, RNA polymerase II-specific; RNA polymerase II cis-regulatory region sequence-specific DNA binding
Source: RefSeq, a predicted model, not a curated record